AUGCCUCGUGGUCACAAGAGUAAGCUUCGUGCUCGUGAGAAACGCAGCCAAAAUAGAGCUGAGAACCAAGGUGUUACAAGUGUUCAGGCCACUUCAGGAGAGAAAGAAGAGGCCGCUUGCUCCUCCUCUUCUCUUUUGGGGGACGCUCCCUCAAGCUCCACUGCAGCUGGCACUGUCCAGGCACCUCCAAGUGCCCCAGCCACCUCCAGUGCUGCUGCAGGCACGUCAUGCGAAAGAGCUGCUGUAAAAGCCAAAGGCCAUUUACAGAAAAGUAAAAAAUCUUCCAGGGCCUCAACUUCCACUGAAGGCUCUGGCCAAGAUCUUCUGACUCAGAAGUCAACUCUGUUGGUAGAGUAUCUGCUGUAUCAAUAUAAAAAGAAGGAGCCCAUUAAAAAGACAGACAUGCUGAAGAUAGUGCACAAAUGGUUCAGGAAGGACUUCCCUGAGAUCCUCAGGAGAGUCUCUGAGCACAUGGAUCUGGUCUAUGGCCUAGAAUUGAAAGAAGUCAAGCCUAACAGUAACUUCUACACCCUUAUCGACAAUCAAGAUGAUACCAGCAAUGAGAGCCUGAGCAGCGGCUUCAGAUUUCCUACAAAAGCGAUUCUGAUGCCUCUCCUGGGUGUCAUCUUCUUGAAUGGCAACCGCGCCUCUGAGGAGGCGAUCUGGGAAUUCCUGAAUAUCAUGGGCGUCUAUGAUGGACAGACUCACGUCAUAUUUGGGGAGCCCAGGAAGCUUAUCACCGAAGAUUUGGUGCAGGAAAAAUACCUGGUGUACCGACGGGUGCCCAGCGUUGAUCGUCCACGCUAUGAGUUCCUGUGGGGCCCAAGAGCCCAUGCUGAGACCAGCAAGAUGAAAAUCCUGGAGUUUUUGGCCAAGCUCAAUGAUUCUGUCCCGAGUGCCUUUGUGCCACAUUAUGAAGAGGCUUUGAAAGAUGAGGAAGAGAGAGCCCGAACCAGAGCCAAAGCUGCACCCAUGGCUGGCACUCAUUCCAAGGCCAGCAGGCGCUCCAGGGCCAAAUCAAGCUGCAACCCUCAACAUCAGUGA
This is a messenger RNA of Molossus molossus (Pallas's mastiff bat), 1044 nucleotides long. RefSeq names its product melanoma-associated antigen B2-like. The record is from RefSeq and is a predicted model, not a curated record. Gene Ontology annotation, cellular component: nucleus. NCBI's taxonomy places the organism in Eukaryota, Metazoa, Chordata, Mammalia, Chiroptera, Molossidae. Gene Ontology annotation, biological process: negative regulation of transcription by RNA polymerase II. Bases 1 to 1044 code for a protein of 347 amino acids. The transcript has a single exon.